Messenger RNA from Mercurialis annua (annual mercury), 1146 nucleotides. RefSeq lists its product as uncharacterized. NCBI's taxonomy places the organism in Eukaryota, Viridiplantae, Streptophyta, Magnoliopsida, Malpighiales, Euphorbiaceae. The coding region runs from base 1 to 1146 and encodes 381 amino acids. The record is from RefSeq and is a predicted model, not a curated record. The transcript is spliced from 4 exons.
AUGAUGGUGAUGAUGAUGAAGAAGGAUGCCGAGACGCAGCAAACAUUUAAAAAUCAUGCUGCCACAAUUCAUAACCUUGAGGUGCAGAAUCAGCAGAUGGCUAAAGCACUGCAAAGCAGAAGUCAGGGGGGUUUACCAUCCACUACUGAGGAAAACCCCAGAGAGCAUCUCAAGGCUAUUGAGUUGAGAAGUGGGAAAGAACUGGAUGAUCCAUAUGCAGGACGUGCUACAGUUGAGGCGAAAAAGGAACAGUGUGAGGGUGGCGAGCCUGAAAAGGCAGUUGCUAAACCACCUCCACCACCUCCUUUUAUGCCAAAGGUGCCAUUCCCACAUAGAGUGAAGAAGCCCCUGGCAGACGCACUGAGAGAGAUGCCGCACUAUGUGAAAUUUCUCAAGGAGAUCAUCACCAACAAGCGGAGUUGGGAUGCAGAAGGACUAGUACCAAUGACAGAGAACUACAACUCAAUCAUAUUGAGCAACCUACAGACCAAGCUCAAGGAUCCAGGGAGUUUUACUAUUCCUUGUACUAUUAGUAACAUGCAGUCUGUACAGGCCACGCCGAUGAUGCUACAGCUAGCGGAUCACUCUCUGAAGAAGCCACAUGGGAUUGUGGAGGACGUCCUAGUUAAGGUCAACAAAUUCAUCUUCCCUAUGGAUUUUGUUGUCCUUGACUACGCAGCGGACAAGGAGUGCCCGAUGAUUUUGGGGCGACCAUUCAUGAACACUGGCAGAGCUCUUAUUGAUGUUCAUGAUGGCAAGCUGACUCUGAGGAUUAGGGAUGAAAGCGUCGAGUUUGAUAUGAGGAAGAUCACACGACAUCCCAAUUCCAAAGGAGAAUGUAUGCGGUCUAUGCUGAGUAAAGAGAGAGAUGCUGAAGAGGAGGAGUAUGUAGAGGAACCAGUCCUCGAACCAUUAUUAAAAAGCGAGCACAUUACUCCUCCCUCUUUAGAGAAGCCACCAAAAGUUGCAUUGAAGACCUUGCCUGCACAUUUGCGAUAUGCUUUCUUGGGAGCUGAUAGUACUUUACCGAUCAUCAUCAGCAACAAGCUCACGAAGAAGCAAGAGCAGAGGGUUAUUGAUGUAGCCAAGGGACGUAUUUUGGCUAUUGGGUGGAAGAUUUCAGACAUCAGAGGGAUUCAGUGGUGA